AUGCCGCCUCCACCGCAUCAAAAGCCCGAAAAUGUGCUGAAGCGCGCUCACGAGCUCAUCGGAGUCGGCCAGCCUCCGGCGGCUUUGACCCUACUUCACGAGCACAUCACCAGCAAACGUUCCCGAAAUGUCCCCAUCGCGUCGCUCGAGCCCGUUAUGCUCCUCUUGGUCGAACUCUCAGUCGAACAGAAGAAGGGAAAACUCGCCAAGGACGCCCUUUACCAGUAUAAGAAUAUCUCCCAAAACACAAAUAUUGCGACCAUUGAGCUCGUCCUGAAGAAGUUCAUCAAGCUCGCCGUCGACAAGGUCACUGCUGCGCAGCAAAAGGCCGACGAAGUCCAGUCCAGCCUCGAGGCUACCACCGGUGGUGACUCCAACGUCGAAGAUUUGGAAGCCACCGAGACUCCCGAGUCUAUUCUCCUCGCCACCGUCUCCGGCGAGCAGUCGCGCGACCGCACCGACCGCGCCAUCGUCACUCCUUGGCUCAAGUUUCUCUGGGAGGCUUACCGUACCGUUCUUGACAUUCUGCGCAACAACGCACGCCUCGAGAUCCUCUACCAGAGCACCGCCUCCCAGGCUUUCGACUUCUGCCUCAAGUACACCCGCAAGACUGAGUUCCGAAGACUCUGCGAGCUUCUGCGCAACCAUGUCCAGACCGCUGCCAAGUACUCUUCCCAGAUGCACGCCAUCAACCUCAAUGAUGCCGAUACCCUUCAGCGUCAUCUGGAAACCCGAUUCCAGCAACUCAAUGUCGCUGUUGAGCUCGAGCUCUGGCAGGAGGCCUUCCGCAGUGUCGAGGACAUUCACACUUUACUCAACCUCAGCAAGCGUCCUCCCAAGAAUGUCAUGAUGGCCAACUACUACGAGAAGCUCACCCGCAUCUUCCUCGUUGGCGAGAACUACCUGUUCCACGCUGCUGCUUGGUCCAGAUACUACAACCUGCUCCGCCACUCCGCUGUUCUUGUGGCUUCCGGACAGGGCAAGAAGUCCGAUAACCCGCCCGCUACCGAGGCUGACCUCCAGAAGGCUGCCUCCUUCGUUCUUCUGUCCGCUCUUGCCAUCCCAGUCAUCAGCACCUCGCGCUCUCGUGGUGCCAUGGUCGACUUCGACGAGGCCCGCAAGAAUAAGAACUCGCGUCUAACUCACCUGCUCGGCAUGGCCCAGGCUCCUACCCGAUCCCGUCUCUUUCGUGACGCGCUUUCUAAGUCUCUUCUUCAGCGUGUUCGCCCUGAGAUUAAGGAGCUUUACAACAUCCUCGAGGUCGACUUUCAUCCUCUCUCCAUCUGCCAAAAAAUAUCUCCCAUUUUGAGCAAGAUUGGCGAUGAUUCCGAGAUGGAACGUUAUAUUCUUCCUCUGCAGCAGGUCAUUCUUACUCGCCUUUUCCAGCAGCUCUCCCAGGUCUACGAUACCGUUGAUCUUGAGUUCGUCCAGACCCUUGCUCAGUUCCCUGAGCCGUUUCAAAUCACCCGCGGCACUAUUGAGAAAUUCAUCAUGAACGGUAAUAAGAAAGGUGACCUUGCCAUCCGCAUGGACCAUGCCACUGGCGUUCUCAGCUUUGACAGCGACAUCUUCUCCUCGUCCAAGGCUGGCCACAGCGGCUCCGCUGCUGGUUCCGCCGAGGCCGAUGGCGGCGCCAUUCAACGUCUCCAGAGCACCCCCUCUGAGAUUGUCCGCUCCCAGCUCACUCGCCUAGCCAGAGCUCUCUUCACGACCUGCCACUAUAUUGAUCCUGCGUUCAAUCAACAGCGCUUGGAUGCCCGCAAUGCUGCGCUCAGCCGUGCCAAGGCUGGGGCUGAAAAGGAGCAUCUCGCUAUCCUCGCCCGCAAAGAUGUUAUCCAUAAGCGCAAGGAGGAAGCCUCCGAGGCUCAGGCCCGCAAGGACAAGGAAAACGCCCGCCAGAAGCGCCUCAAGGAGCAGGCUCUCCAGGAGGCUGAGGACAAACGUCUGGAGAAUGACCAGAGAGAGCGCGAAGCUAGACGUCUCAAGGAAGACCGCGACAAGGUCCGCAGGGCUGAGGUCGAGCAGCAAAUCAAGGAACUCAAGAUGGACGGCAAGCGUCUCGACAUUGAUCUGGACGACAUUGACAACCUGGACACGAACCGUCUCCGUGAGAUCAAGCUAAGCCAAUUGGAGCGUGAAAAGCACGAUGUCAAGGAGAAGCUCAGAGUCACUGGCAAGCGUAUCGACCAUUUGGAGCGUGCCUACCGCAAGGAGGAAGGCCAGAAGUUGGCUGAGGACUACGAGAAGCAGUGCGAGCAGGACCGUGCCAUCUAUGAGAAGAACACGGCCAAGAAGCUCAAGGAUGCUGAGGAGUUGCACAAGGCCAAUGUUGAGCUCAAGCACCGUCUGACCAGACUCGUACCUAUGUAUGAGUCUUUCAGGGAGAACCUGCACGAGCGUCGUCGCGACGAGUUCGAGAAGCGUCGUCGCGACGCCGAGAAGGAGCUUGAGAAACAGAUUGCCCUUCGCAAGAAGGAGUUCCGCGACCGCAAGCUGCGCGAGAAGCGCGAACGUGAAGAAAAGGAGAGAGAGCUCCUGGAGGCCGAGGAGCGUGCCGCUCGCGAGAAGGAGGAGCAGGCUUUGCGCGACGAGGCCCGCAAGGCCGAACUCUCUAAGCUCAAGGAGCAGCGCGACAAGGAGCGCCAGGAGAUGCUGGAGAAGGCGGCCCUUCAACAACGCAGAGAAGAUGAGGCUCUCGCUCGCCGCAGGGCCGAGAAGGAGCGUCCCGUGCGCGGCGCCGAACCUUCGGGUGACAGCGACAACCGCCGACCUCCCCAAAUCGGCGGUGGCAGCUGGCGUGAGAGAGAGGCUUCCAGGACUGCCGCUUCCGCUUCCGCGCCUGUCCCUGCCCCUGCCGGCGGCCGGUCUAUGGAACGAAGCGACUCCCAGGACCGUCCCUCCGCUGGUGGCCCGCCCCGUCUCAACCUCGCCGGUAGCAAGCCUAGCUGGCGCGACCGCCAGGCGGCCAAGGACGGCAGCGCCGACCCGUCGUCGGAGAAGGACAACGCGCCUCCUCCCCGAAACUUUCCUCCCCGCGGUAUCCCCAUGGACCGUCGCGGCUCCUCGCGUGAUGAGGCUCCUCCUCCCAGACGGGCUGAGCCGCCGCAGGAGCACGACUCUGCUCCUUCUGAGCAGUUGCCCUCGCGCACCGCUGGCAAGUGGGUUCCUCCCCAUAUGCGCGGCAAGGCAUAG
Molecule: messenger RNA, 3192 nt
Organism: Cordyceps militaris CM01
Lineage: Eukaryota; Fungi; Ascomycota; Sordariomycetes; Hypocreales; Cordycipitaceae
Product: eukaryotic translation initiation factor 3 subunit EifCa, putative
Exons: 3
Coding region: 1-3192 (1063 amino acids)
Biological process (GO): formation of cytoplasmic translation initiation complex; translation reinitiation
Cellular component (GO): multi-eIF complex; eukaryotic translation initiation factor 3 complex, eIF3m; eukaryotic translation initiation factor 3 complex, eIF3e
Molecular function (GO): translation initiation factor activity; mRNA binding
Source: RefSeq, a predicted model, not a curated record